Ceutorhynchus assimilis (cabbage seed weevil) is the source of this 666-nucleotide messenger RNA. The record is from the annotation of a GenBank genome assembly. Lineage: Eukaryota; Metazoa; Arthropoda; Insecta; Coleoptera; Curculionidae.
AUGGCGGACAAAUUAACAAAAGCAAUUUUAAAGCGCACCAUAGCACUUAAUCGCUUGAAGGAAUCCUUUGUAAUUGGAAGGAACGCUUCAACUGAUGAAGCUUUUAAAUCCUCAUUUUUAGCUAGAGCCAAUGAAAUUGAUGGAAUCUAUGGUGACUUUCAAAGUGCUCAUAAUAAUAUCAUAUCAUCAAUAACUGAGGAAGAAUUCAAAGAUCACGAUAUAUUGCGGAUUUCGGCGGAUAGUGCCUACUAUGGGCUAAGACUAGAUACUGAUUAUGAAGAAAAUCAGUCAAAUGAAACCUCACUUUUAGAUGUAUUUUCCCGUGGGGUUCGAUCAGUUCCAGAACUGCCACAUUUCUAUGCACAGGUCCCCGAAUGUAUUUUGUCCGAUAAACAUCCAUCGAGUCCAGCAUGCUCUGCUGAUAUUGGUGAUGAGUUGAUCAAAUUAGGUUCUUUUAGAGAAAUAUGGCAUAUGGAAACUUCUUGGUUAAAUCACGUUCAUACGAUUUUAUCAGAUUCGAUUGAUGAUGUUGAUCCAAAUACUUCCUGGUCAGCAUUUCACGCUAAGAAACAGCGAGCGUUUUUAAAACCUACCACCUCCUUAAAUGCUCUACCUCCUCUCUUUCACGAAAAGUUAACUUUCCCUGAUAUGAUUAAACCUGGUUAA